AUGCAGGUGGAAUCAGUACCUGCAUCAGCUUCAUUAUCUGAAGCACUCAUAUCAACACUACCAGUACCUCCCUCGGAAUCAGCAGAAGCUACAAAUGCACCACUAUCUCUAACAUCUGAAGAUACUGAAAAACCAACAUUUCAUAUCAUGCAACCACCACCACCUGCUGCGCCUCCAAUUGUAUCCAAUGAAGUACCAAUCGCUCCUGCACCACCAACUUACACUCAGCUAGUAGCCGUUCCAAUAGCUUCAGAUCAAUCAAUAACUGUUACUACACCAACAGCUACCAUCAAGCAAACCAAACGAGGUUCUCGAGCUUCUCAUAUUAAUAAACAAAUAAGUCGAUCACCAGCCAAACAAGCUACAUUACUUGCUCGACCAUCUACUGGUAAAACAUCAUGUAUAUUACCUCAACCACAAAAAACUGUUUUACUAAGUAAUCAAAUGACACCACUUGUACCAAAACCUAUAUCAGCAAAUGUUCCAAUUGUGAAACCAUCAGCAGCGAACCAAUCUCAAGGAUUCACUACUUAUUUGGUUGUAGAUGGAAAUCAAGGACAACUUGUGCAAGUCGCUAAUGAUGGUCAAAAACCAAUUACAUUUCGUAAUCAAGCUGGUCAAAUACUUCAAGCUACACCCAUAACUGUUGUCGCAGCAGCAAAUCAACCAGUUAUUCCUGCAUAUCAAACUAAUGGAGAUGUUUCUAUUUUACCUAACUCUACGCAAAUUCAUACUUUUCCACAACAACAAGCUACCGUUACUCCUAUUGGAACACAACAGUCACAUCAAAAUUCUCAGACAGUAACUACUGUUCGUACUAGUUCAACAAUUGACAUGCAACGAACUACUUUAACAAGUGAUACAACAACAAUGACAACACAGCAACUAACAGGUAUGACUCAAAUACCUGCAACAACAUCUUUACUUAAUGGUUGUAAUAUUGUAACUCAUCAACCAUCACUUCUUCAACCAAAUCCAAUAAUGCCAACAUCAAUAUUGAAUGGAAGUACUGUACAAUCCCAUGGACGAGAACUAUCACCGAUACAUAACGAGAAUGAUUCGUCUUUAGAUGACACAUCGGGAUUAGAUGGUUCAGUAACACCCGAUACAGGUCUUUCUCUUUCACUUUCUCAACUAGCGCGUAAAGCUAAUCAUCGUCAUCGACGUUCAAGCAGCUCAAGUUUAUCGAAAAAGAAACGUGGACGACCUAGAUUAUAUGAACGUGAUCCAUUUACGAAUAAACCAAUUAAAUGUCGUCCUAUGCCUGAAGGUACAGAAUUAUCCAUACCAAAUGUAACGACAACUACAACAACAUUACUUAUACCUGGUCAAACAACAACAACUACAACAUUUAAUAAUUUACAUCCUCAUACAAAUGGUGGUGCUUCAUUAAUAUUUCCGAAUCAAUCUAUAAAUCACACAACUACAAUUCCUGUUAAUAAUCCAUCACUGUUACAGCAACAGCAACAACAACAGCAGCAACAAUAUUCUUAUCCAUCUUUGCUCAGCGGCAAUGUAUCGUCAACAAACAUGCUUGCUGCGCCAACUAUGAAUAUCUUUUCCGUUAAUAAUAAUAACAAUAUUAGCUCAUGUUCUUCUUCAUAUUCUUAUUCAAAUCAACCAACAACAAUCAUUCCACCACCAUCAACACCAAUAACAACAACGUCAACAAACGGUCUUUCUCGCUCAUAUAUUCCCCCAAUAACACAGACUAUUGAAAAUCAUGCAACGAUUCCAUUAAAAAAUUUACAAAUAUCGUCAACAUCAUCUCCAACGACAAGUUCUCCUCGACCAUCAACGAAUGCUUCAUCGACAACAACAGUACCUAAUGUUGUUCAAUUAAAUCCUUCGCCAAUUAAAUCUCUUAAUCAAACACAAAAUAGUGAUAUUGUAGUUCAUUAUAUUGGUGGCUUUGUUAUACGUGAAAGUAGUCAUCCGUUUCCAGCUGAUGAAAAUGAUGAUCAUACAAAAGAAUUAAACAAUUCAAUUGGUAAAGAAAAAGAAAAUCAUAGUUUUAAUGAUACAAAUAGUGAUCUUGGUUCUGAUCAACUUCGAUGUACGUUAUGUAAAAAAGUUGAUUUUUCAGAACGAUUUUUUAAUCAAGAAAAAAAAUUUUGUUCACGGUCCUGUUCAAUGAAAUCAUCUAAGAUAGCUAAAACAAUAAAUGGAAAGAAUCCUGAUCAUAUUAAAACACCGUCAAUAAGUGAACCAAUAAGAAUGAUUGAAAAUUCUAUACCACAACAAUCCAUUGAAUCAAAUCAUGAUGAACCAAUAUCAUUACCACCUGAUCAUGGUUUACCAACUGAUCCAAGUAAAUGGACUGUUUUUCAAGUUGGUGAAUUUGUUGCACGUCUAACAAAUAAUACAAUACGUGAAGCUUUCUAUGAAAGUGAAAUGGAUGGUCAAGCAUUGUUGUUAAUGACACAAGAACAUUUACGUGAUACUAUGAAAAUCAAAUUAGGUCCAUCAUUAAUUAUAUCAAGUGAAAUCGCUAAACUACGUGAACGUGCAAAAGCAUUUACUACUUAA
This is a messenger RNA of Rotaria socialis, 2529 nucleotides long. NCBI's taxonomy places the organism in Eukaryota, Metazoa, Rotifera, Eurotatoria, Philodinida, Philodinidae. The record is from the annotation of a GenBank genome assembly.